This is a messenger RNA of Micropterus dolomieu (smallmouth bass), 5363 nucleotides long. RefSeq names its product nardilysin-like. Bases 101 to 3433 code for a protein of 1110 amino acids. NCBI's taxonomy places the organism in Eukaryota, Metazoa, Chordata, Actinopteri, Centrarchiformes, Centrarchidae. Gene Ontology annotation, molecular function: metalloendopeptidase activity; metal ion binding. The transcript has 31 exons. Gene Ontology annotation, biological process: proteolysis. The record is from RefSeq and is a predicted model, not a curated record.
GUUUUUGCUAACCGCUAUCUGACCCAAGCUAGGCGGCUGUACUGAAACUCCGAACUUCCACCAACAUUAAGCUAACGGAAACAAAGAGGAUUCUGUCAAAAUGCCUCAGACCAACAAGUCAGCGAGCGGCUGCAGUGUGCCAGGACAGGUAUCUGCCCCAGACCAGGGUGAGCCGCCACCGCCACAUCUGCCGCCGCCACAGGAUGUCAGGUCCCAGGUGGCUGCUGGAGAUGGACGUGGAGAAGUCGCUGCAGAAGACCAGGGAGAACCAGAGAUUGUCAAAUCACCCAGUGACCCGAAGAAAUACAGGUACAUCGAGCUGAGUAACGGCCUCCGAGCGCUCCUCAUCUCGGACUUCAGCGGGGCGGACGGGAAGCGAGGCUGCGCAAACGGAGAGGACGAGGAGGAGGACGGGGAGGAGGAGGAGGAGGAGGAGGAGGCGGCGGAGGAGGAACCUGUGGAGGAAGAAGGGGAUUCCGGUGAGGGGUCUGAGGAGGACGAGGAGGAAGCUGUGGAGGAAGAGCAGGACAGCGACUUUGAUGAGCUGGACGAGGACAACGCAGGGAAGAAGAAGAGAGGGAGCUCUGAGAAGCAGGCGGCAGCUGCUCUGUGCAUCAGUGUGGGGAGCUUCAGUGACCCAGAAGACCUGCCCGGCCUCGCCCACUUCCUGGAACACAUGGUGUUCAUGGGCAGUGAGAAAUACCCAGCGGAGAACGGCUUUGACGCCUUCCUGAAGAAGCACGGCGGAAGCGACAACGCCUCCACCGACUGUGAGAGAACCAUCUUCCAGUUCGACGUGCAGAAGAAGUUUUUCAAAGAGGCGCUCGACAGGUGGGCUCAGUUCUUCAUCUGUCCUCUGAUGAUCGAAGAUGCCAUCGACAGAGAGGUGGAGGCUGUCGACAGCGAGUACCAGUUAGCGAGGCCGUCCGACUCGCAUCGAAAGGAGAUGCUGUUUGGGAGUCUGGCUAAACCAGGACACCCUAUGAGCAAAUUCUGCUGGGGUAACGCUCAGACAUUAAAGCACGAGCCCAGAGAGAAACAGAUCAACACCUACCAGCGGCUCAGAGACUUCUGGAGGAGAUAUUACUCCGCUCAUUACAUGACGCUCGCCGUUCAGUCCAGAGAGACUCUGGACACUCUGGAGCAGUGGGUGAGAGAGAUCUUCAUCAACGUUCCCAACAACCAUGAACCUCGAGUCGACUUCUCUCACCUCCAGCAGCCGUUUGACACGCCAGCCUUCAACAAACUCUACAGAGUGGUUCCUGUGAGGAAGGUUCACGCUCUGACCAUCAGCUGGGCCGUACCGCCGCAGGGGAAACACUACAGAGUGAAGCCUCUUCAUUACAUCUCCUGGCUGAUCGGACACGAAGGAACCGGCAGCAUCCUGUCUCAGCUCAGGAAGAAGUGCUGGGCUCUGGCUCUGUUUGGAGGAAACAGUGAGACGGGUUUCGACCAGAACACCACCUACUCCAUCUUCUCCAUCUCCAUCACCCUCACCGACCAGGGCUACCAGAACUUCUACCAGGUGGUCCAUAUUGUGUUCCAGUACCUGAAGAUGCUCCAGACUCUGGGUCCCCAGCAGAGGAUCUAUGAGGAAAUUCAGAAGAUCGAAGCCAACGAGUUCCACUAUCAGGAGCAGACGGAUCCCAUCGAGUUUGUGGAGAACAUCUGUGAGAACAUGCAGCUGUUUCCCAAAGAGGACUUCCUGACCGGAGACCAGCUCAUGUUUGAGUACGACCCGCAGGUGAUCAGCGCUGCUCUGUCCCUGCUGACUCCCGACAGAGCGAACCUGCUGCUGCUGUCACCGGAGAACGAAGGUCGCUGUCCGCUCAGAGAGAAAUGGUUCGGUACCUGCUACAACAUGGAGGACAUCUCAGAGGAGUGGGGUCAGCGCUGGGCAGGAGACUUUGAACUCAACCCUGAGCUGCAUCUUCCUGCUGAGAACAAAUACAUCGCGAGUGAUUUCACCCUGAAGACCUGCGACCGUCCGGACUCAGAGUUUCCUGUCAGGAUAGUCAGCAGCGAGCGCGGCUGUCUGUGGUACAAGAAGGACAACAAGUUCAAGAUCCCGAAAGCUUAUAUCCGUUUCAACCUGAUCUCCCCGAUGAUUCAGAAGAGUCCCGAGAAUCUGGUCCUGUUCGACCUCUUCGUGAACAUCUUGGCUCACAACCUGGCAGAGCCGGCCUACGAGGCCGACGUGGCUCAGCUGGAGUACAAGCUGGUGGCCGGAGAGCACGGCCUGGUGGUCCGGCUGAAAGGCUUCAACCACAAACUGCCGCUGCUGUUGAAGCUGAUCGUGGAUCAUCUGGCAGAGUUCAGCGCCGAGCCGGGCGUCUUCACCAUGUUCUCUGAGCAGCUGAAGAAGAGCUACUUCAACAUCCUUAUCAAACCAGAGAGACUCGGCAAGGACGUCCGCCUGCGGAUCCUGGAGCACUGUCGCUGGUCGGUCAUUCAGAAGUAUCAGGCCGUCACCAAGGGUCUGACCGUCGACGACCUCAUGAUCUUCGUCGCCGGGCUGAAGGCGGAGCUGUACGCCGAGGGGCUGGUGCAGGGGAACUUCACCAGCACGGAGUCCAAAGAGUUUCUGCAGUACUUCAUCGACACGCUGCAGUUCCGGCCUCUGUCAGCAGAGGUCCCCGUGUUGUUCCGGGUGGUGGAGCUGCCUCAGAAACAGCAUCUCUGCAAAGUAAAAUCUCUCAACAAGGGAGACGCCAACUCCGAGGUCACCGUGUACUACCAGUCGGGGCUGAAGAACCUGAGAGAGCACGCGCUGAUGGAGCUGAUGGUGAUGCACAUGGAGGAGCCCUGCUUCGACUUCCUCAGGACGAAGGAGACGCUCGGGUACCAGGUGUACCCGACCUGCAGGAACACCUCGGGGGUGCUGGGAUUCUCCGUCACCGUGGAAACACAGGCCACCAAGUUCAGCACAGAGUUCGUCGAGGCGAAGAUCGAGGAGUUCCUGGUCAGCUUCGGCGAGCGUUUGUCGGGCCUGAGCGCGGAGGCCUUUAAGACCCAGGUGACGGCGCUCAUCAAGCUGAAGGAGUGCGAGGACGCCCACCUGGGAGAGGAGGUGGACCGCAACUGGUUCGAGGUCGUCACACAGCAGUACGUCUUCAAGAGGCUCGACAAGGAGAUCGAGGCUCUGAAGCUCUUCACUCAGGCGGAGCUGGUCUCCUGGUUCCUGGAGCACAGAAACAACAGCAGGAAGCUCAGCAUUCAUGUGGUUGGUUUCGGGCCGGAGGAGAACGAUCCGCCUGAACUGAGCGCCGCCUGCUGCCCCGACAGCCCUCCCUCCUCGGCGUACGGCGAAGUGAACGAGCUGACGUUCCUGCCGACCUCCUCGCCGUCCCUGCAGGACGCCACGCUCAUCACAGACGUCAGAGCUUUCACCUCCUCCCUCCCGCUACACCCCUACCACAAAAUCCUCAGCUAGGACGCCGCGGGCCGACAGGAAGUAACCAGGAGACGGGCAGCGUUGACGUGUGGUCAAAGAGGACGGACAGAAACUGAGGAUGUGUUUGUUAUUUUUGUUUUGUGGGUUUGUGUUUGUAAUAAUGCUGCAUUCACAUGCAAUCGGGGAAAAAGUAAACCUGGCCCCGUGUUUGUCAAGCGUCUCAUGGUCGUCCUGCUGAAACGCUCUCUUUGAAAUAAUAAUAAUCGGAAACGUUCAAGGAACGAAGGCGUCAUGUGUGCAGGCGAUGAUAUUCACUCCAGCUCAGACCUGAAGACUGUUAUGCAACUCGCCUCAGGUGGGGGGUGCAGCAUUUUAAUCCUGUAAUGUUCAGUGUUGGGAAAUACAUAUCAACAUCUCUCUUUGACAGUUCGAGGUGUUUGAAGUGUGGCUGCGCAUCUUCCCUUCAGAGAAGCAGAGAGAGAGAGAAGAGAAACCAAUAUCACUUUAAAUGUUCGCUAUAUUAUGAAUAUUUUCAGCCCUUUGCCGACAGCAGUUUGGGUCAGAAAGGGCCGUUGCAACAUCAGACUGAAAUCAAACUUCACUUUUCUAAAGAUUUAAAAGACGGUGCCUCCGUGCCGGCACGCAUAAGUUUCUCCAAACUGUAAGAAAGAGACUUGGGAUAAGAACUUCAAACAACCCUACUUCAAAACUCAAGAACUAUUCCUUUAAAGAUUGCUCCACAGUUACUGAAAUUAUUUAAUGAAAUAAAUUAACUCACAAUUGGUGUUAAAAGCAUGUUUUCUCCCAUAGCUUCAGUCCUGAUGUGUUCAGGGACAGUAUUGAGAGUGUAGGUCAUAAUUCGGAAUAUGGUCAAGUGCAAUAUCCAAAUCGCAAGAGCGGCAAUUUUUUUAAUGUGUCCUAACAUCUUGUUUCUAAAAGAAGAAGCUACAGAGAGAUGCUUUGGCCAAAAAAAUCUUCUCCAGACGAAGGGAACGUGCUUUUUUUUUUGGGUGCAAUAUGGUGUAUAGAAACAAAUCUUUGUUUUUAUAUUUGGUGAAAAUUAACUGCUAAAAAAUGACCAUUCCCCCUAAACAUCCGUCAGGAAAUGUGUUACGAUUUUAUUUUCGCGCCUAAAAUGCAAGAAAAUAGAUUUGAAGCGUAAAAUCUUAUUUUGGGUUGCAGUUACGUAACACGCGAGCCGUUACGCAGCUAAACUGAUUAAAAUAAAAAAACAAUAAUUCUGGGGAAACGCCAUCAGUUUCACAGCUGUUCCCGUUCUCUGGGAGGAGGUUGUCGGUUUAUGUGGAGAGAGCACAGUCUCUCAGUCAAAUAAUGAUUACAUUUACCCACAAACAAAUCUUUUAAUACGCUCAUAAUCAUCAAUAUCUCCCACGCAGAGUGCACACAUGACGCCUUCUAGCCCUAAAAAAACCCCAACACAUUUCUCUGAGACGUCUGAUCAACACGGCCACCGAGCUUCUUACGGAUCCACGAUGAUCAAUACUUGUUAGGAAACUGCUCAGCUCAUAUUUAAAGGUGGAAUCUGAAUGGUGGGAAUUUGAGUUUGGGUCUGAUAUUUUUAAGGAAAAUACAGCGAGCGUGAGGAAUAAUAUGUUAAUUGUUGAUGCGAAAAGGCCAAACAGAAGCAACCAGAGUACAGAAAACUACAAUCAUGGCGGUCCUGAUUGAUUUAAAGGAGUCUGAUUGUUAUGAUUUAUUUCUGUGUGGCUUUUAACUGAGAAAUAAUGUGUAUGAUUAUUCCCAGGUUAAGUGAAUGCAGCGUGAUGACUCAGGGCUCUGGUUUAAAAUACAGUACUGACAGAAACAACAGUUCAUGUAAAGAAUAUUAAUGUGUACUAACAGCAUGUGGUGGCCAGUGAUACAAAACUGAAUGUACUGCAGUAGUUUGUGGAGGCUGGACUGUGUCGCCUACAGCAUUUCAUCGACAAUUAAAAGUACCUUAAUUAAA